CAGCAUGGAGGCGCCUGCUCCGAGCAGCUAACUCUGGAGCAGCUGGGGCGCGUAUCUUGCUGAAUGGAGUACCUGUGGACUGACAGCAUCGCACGAGACUGACAUCAACAGCCUGCUCUACCAUGGAGUUUGGAAAGGUUUGGUCCAGAUAUCAGAGGACGCUGCUUAUCACCAUGAUGAUGUUCAAACUGGGGAUUAACUGUGAGGUGGAGAUCGAUGAGUGCGAGGUUCGUCCCUGUCAAAAUGGCGCCACCUGCCGAGAUCACGUUGCCAUGUACUCGUGUGAGUGCGUGGCUGGGUUCCAGGGGCGAGACUGCGAAGUCGACAUUGAUGAAUGUGCCAGCUGGCCCUGUCGAAAUACAGGAACAUGCAUAGAUGGUGUGAACAGCUAUGUCUGUGACUGUGAGGGGACAGGCUUUGUAGGCGACUACUGUGAAGAGGAUAUUCCUGAAUGUGCUUCUGACCCCUGCCAGAACGGAGCCACAUGUUUGGAGGGGACCAAUCAGUACAAGUGCCUGUGUUGGCCAGGUUACGAGGGAGACAACUGCCAGCUGGAUAUAGAUGAGUGUGAGCAGCAUCCCUGUCACAAUGGUGGCAAGUGUUUUCAGCGCUCAGAUGUCGUGAACUACAGAAAGCUCCCUGAACUCAGCACUGCUGACUUCAGUUAUGAUGUGGCCGCCGGCUUCAUCUGUCACUGUCUGCCAGGAUUCGUUGGUUUAACUGAAGCCAUUUUCCAGGACAAUUCUCUCCAGUACUUUGCCCAAAGCUCCCUGCUGAGCUCCAUAACCAACAUCACCAUGAACGUACGAACACGGGAUGAGAAUGGGAUCUUGCUGCGUUCUGUCAACACAACCGAGGUCUUCUGCCUGGGCCUGCUCAACUCCAGCCUGCUGGUCAAACUGGACAGCGGGGAUGGUGCAGAGCUGCAGGCCUUCACGAGCGACAGGACGAUCGCCGAUGGGGCAUGGCAUCACAUUCAGCUCACCAUGGUGGACCCAACACAGUCAGAAUCGCGCUGGCGCCUCACCGUAGAUGGACAGAGAGCUGGUGUCAGCUUUGGAACGACUGGCAACCUCAACUUUCUCAAUGACACCAAAAUCUGGCUGGCAGAAAAAUACACAGGAUGUUUAGGAGAGGUGAGGCUGGGUGGGGUCUACCUACCACUCGUAAAGGUAGCAGAUCCACCUCAGAUGAGCCGAUUCACCAGAGUGGGUGGCCACGAGCCAAGCAUCGGGUGCCGAGGUGCACCUAUUUGUGAUUCGCAGCCCUGUCUCAACCAGGGUGUGUGUCAGGACCAGUUUAAUGAGUUUAACUGCAGCUGGAUGCAGGUUGUGGACAUCUCUGGACCUGGAAGCCUUCAUGACUGGAAGAAUGUCUGGCUUGUUCUGUCGCAAAGUUUCCACAAUAGUCAGAACCUUCUCAAGGAGAUGCUCUGCAAGAUGGUGAAGAAGUUGUACACGAUCCCAUCAGUUGCAUAUGGGAUGCGUGCAUCACAAACCCAGAAGAUUUUUAUGCCAUACUUGGCGGGCUUACUCGCUGAAGCUCUGCUGUCGAAAGCCUCCUUGAGAAAAUGUGUUUGUGUGUCUAAUAGAUGGCGUUUUCCUCCUGUGGCAUGCAAUGCGAACACUGAGUGUCUAAACGGAGGAGUUUGUAUUGGAGGUGACUCUGGGGGCAACUGUACCUGCAAGCCAGGAUAUGCUGGAGACAGGUGUGAGACAGAAAUAGAUGAGUGUGAGUCCAGCCCUUGUCUCAACGGUGCCACCUGUCUGGACAGACUCAACCACUUCCAGUGUGUGUGUGUGUCAGGAUACACCGGCACGCUUUGCGAUAGCGAUAAAGAGGAACAAACAGAGCGAGUUCCAUGGUUGGCAGUGGCCAUCCCUUUGACCACUCUAUGUGUCUUACUGGCCAUCCUGGUGGUGUUUUUUCUCAUCAUGACAGCACGAAAGAAGCGUCAAUCAGAGGGCACAUACAGCCCCAGCUCACAGGAAGUAGCUGGGGCCAGACUGGAAAUGGGCAGCGUCCUCAAAGUGCCCCCAGAAGAGAGGCUUAUCUAAGGCUUGAAGCCUUUCCUCACAGACUUACAUCCAAAGGAUGCAUAUUAAGGGCGAGAGAUUAAAUAGUGCUCAGUGUUAUCCUUUGCACAAGGAAAGAGGUAACGAAAUAAUCAGUAUCACAUUUUCUCUCUAGAAAAACUUGUGACAUUCACAACUUGUAGGUGACGACUGCUGACAGAGGCAAACUCAGACUGUGCUGGUAGGAAGAGUUUGGUCAUUCGAUGUUUAGCUCUCUGAGAAGUUUUCACACUAAAUCUGUUUUGCAUAAAUAAAAAGGAAAGAAGAAAAAAACUGCACCACAUCAAGGGCUCAGGAGUAGAGCGAGAGCACCGCAGAGCCCGACACGUGGAGCUGAACUCCAAAGUGCUCAGGUCUGAAUCUGAGCUUUUAUGGGAUGUGAUCAGAAGCUAAACGGACCAAAAUGUCUGCAGCUCGUCCCAGUGACAGACCCGAGGUUUUAACUGGGAGAGCCAACGUUAGGUUUUCACGCUGUGGCUGAUCCGUGCAUGUUGCGCACUACUCUGUUCCCCACUCUUUGUGGUAGUUGUAGUUACACACUGAAGUUUGCGUCAUUUUUAUAUCCGUCAUCUUUUUGCCAUAUUGGGUUAUCCCCAUCUGAUUUUCCUUUCUUCCCUUCCACAGUGAAGCUUUUUGUCUGAAAGAAUGCAUUUUGAAUUAAAUUACCUUGAUGUUAAAUUUCUAAUUCAAGAAUGCUGCCGGGGAUUCCACUUGCCUGAUAUAAACGAUGUCCCAGUGGAAAAGAGCAUUGUUAACGUUUUAAAAUCAGGUUACGAGCGACUCAACUACAGUUAGGCGUUGGGUAUUGGCUAAGUUGAU
This is a messenger RNA of Neolamprologus brichardi, 2894 nucleotides long. The record is from RefSeq and is a predicted model, not a curated record. Lineage: Eukaryota; Metazoa; Chordata; Actinopteri; Cichliformes; Cichlidae.